Molecule: messenger RNA, 2554 nt
Organism: Bursaphelenchus xylophilus (pine wood nematode)
Lineage: Eukaryota; Metazoa; Nematoda; Chromadorea; Rhabditida; Aphelenchoididae
Source: the annotation of a GenBank genome assembly
AUGCUCGACAUCUCGUUAUACGUCAUCAGCGACGUGCUCUCGUUUAUUUUUGCUGUUUCUGCAAACCUGACGCUACUUUAUCUGAUUGCCUACAAAACUCCGCUGCAGAUGAGAGGAUACUCGACGGUGCUGCGAGUCCACGCCUUCAACGAUCUGUACUACUGCAUUCUGAACUUCUCGACCACAGUGGUGAGUUGAGUUAUGAACCUUGCGUAUUCUUUUUGUUGAUACCUUUCAUAAAUUAAGAGUUUUUUUUUUUUUUUUUGAGAUUUAUGCAAGACUCCUGGCUCGCAACUUUAUGAAAGGACCGAGAUUUUUAGAGCCAAAAGCGAAGCAGUGUUCAUAAUUUCCGACAGACUGAUGUAAACAAAAUCUGAGAGUUACACUUGUCCUUCGCUUUUAGUCAACGAGUUGUUAAAGAAGUAACCUUCCUCAUUCCAGGAGACAUUUUCGUACGCAGGCAAUUUGUAUCUUGUUUUAUCAGGAUUUAUUCGACAUGUGAGCGCAGAGUACGGAUGGAUCCUUUUUUGUGCGUAUUAUCAAGGAAUAAUGCUGGAACUAUGCCUGACUCCAAUCGACUUUUAUUACCGAUAUCAAACGGUUUGCAAGUAAGUUUUUUAUUGUUCUUACAGUGAGCUUACGUUAGAAAGAAAUUUUUUAGUGGCCCCUUUCGUUCACAACGGCCAUUUUAAAUCAAAUUCAUGUGUUUCUACAAUGAAUUUUUAAAUUAUUAAAAGCUGAAUCAGCAAGGAUUAGCUAUUGGUCGGCCUCGUGAUAAAAGCGGCUGUAAAUACCAUUGUUUUUUACAAAGUUAGGACGCAAAGAUGUCCAAAACAAGAGUUGCUUCAAAAAAAGACUUGCUUCAAUUUCAGUCUGUCGGAAAAAUAAUGAGCACAAUGUCGCUUCGCGGUUCACGCCGCACGUCAAACUGAGGAGUCCGGUGACCGGAAUAGACUCUUCGGUAUCGGUUUUUUACACUUCGUCUUGAUUUCGCAGAGAAAGAGAGAAAAAAGACACGCGAAAGCGUACUCUCUCGCCCCAAAAAAUUCCUCAUUUCUCCCCAGACAAAACGUUUUUUCGCGUCUUUUUUUGGCAAAUUGCCAAUCUAUUUACCUGACUGUUUUAGCUUAUCUCCGUUUGACGUGCGCCGCUGAAGUGAGAAACAAUUUUAUUUAUUUUUUUGCUACACAAUUCCUUUUCUUGCGGCAAUGCGAUUUUUGAUGAGACAGAGUGCUCAGUAUUUUCCCAACAUCCCAAUAUCAUCGUUUUUUCAGAAACCGAACUCUCCCCGCACACCGAGUCUACCUAAUGUUCGCCGGAAUAUUUUUCCUGACAUUUCUUCACGCGUUCCCCGUGUACCUGUCCUUCGGCAAGUUUGGGCCAUCAUUCGAUGGUAUUGAGGAAGCCGAAGCAACCCUAAACCUACAAGAAUUAAUAGGGACUACAGAAAAUACACCAUCAUUUACGUUCAGCUCGACCGUAGGUUAAACCCUUUAUUUCCCCUUUAAAGUACUUUUAAAAUCAAAUUAGCCGCCGGUAGGUUGGUAAAAAGUCCAUUUACAGAAUCAGUUCAUGUUCUACGUUAACCUGGGCAUUCUGUUUUCCGGGUUUGCGGUGGUCUACUGUAUGGUGAUCUGGGCAUUCGCCAAGAUCCACAAGACCGUGAAACGUCAUGCUCGCUCCAACAAGAGCUCUCGCGUGGCGCGCAUGGAGCAGCAAAUAAAUAAGGUUAUCCUACUGCAGGUGAGAAAAUUACAUUCCGCAAAACAUAAUGAUAUCACAAACCCCAAAAGGCGCAUGCUCAUUGACCGACAAUUGGGGGAAAAGGACAAGGGAAAACAUUUCAAAAAUAUGUUAAAAUCUACAAAAAAGCAUUUUCCCCAGUCCCGAAACGAAAACAUUUCGAAAUUUUGUUCCAAUUCUCCAAAAAAUCCUUUUUCCCAAGUCCCGAAGCGAAAAAAUUAAACGGUAUCGUUGAAUCGAAAUGUCGUUGACCCGAGGUGUCGUUAACCCGAAGUGUCGUUGACCUGAUCUGUCGUUGACCCCACCCCGAGCUGUCCCUGACCCGAAACGCCGUAGCGCCAUAUUUUUUGUUUCCCCAUUGGCCUUUUUCCCCAAUUCUCGCUCCCCGAUCACUUUUAAUUGAGAAUUUGCAAAAAAAAAUGAAAAAAUUACUACCUUACAGUACUGCUUAAGAAGAAAAGUGACCAACCAAAAAACGAACCAUCCCUUGACGCCUCAAUUUCAGUUCAUAAUCCCGUUUCUUGGCAACGGCGCGCCGGUUAUGCUCACAACAACCACUUCGAUGCUGCGCAUCGACUUCGCGGAACUGGGCAAGAUCAGCCGAGUGCUAUGCGCGUGGAUUGCGGUGCUGAAGCCGGUGGUUACGAUCAGUCUGAUCCCGACGUACCGGCGCCGAGUUCUGGGGCUGGCCCGAAUCAACGUGCUGAGCAGCACGAUGAGUUCGGCGGACCAGGAGGCCACAAAACCGAACGGACUGUCCCGUGUGAAUACCAUAUCAAGUCAGGCCGUCCUCAAGCCGUCGGACACGUGA